Molecule: messenger RNA, 6321 nt
Organism: Acipenser ruthenus (sterlet)
Lineage: Eukaryota; Metazoa; Chordata; Actinopteri; Acipenseriformes; Acipenseridae
Gene: tspan9a
Product: tetraspanin 9a
Exons: 7
Coding region: 619-1623 (334 amino acids)
Cellular component (GO): membrane
Source: RefSeq, a predicted model, not a curated record
GAUAGGGAUUUCUGAAGGGAAUGCCUAGUAGAUGCAGUUGCCUGUAAUAGCACAUCAGCAGCAGUGCCACUGAAGGCACAACGAGAGUAGGAUCGAACAGCUGACUGCUGAUUGAGGAGGCUAGGAUAGCAGAAGCAAGCAAUGCUGGAGCAGGGAAGGAGCUGGGAGAGAAAAAGCAAGAGAGAGUGAAACCUGGGAAAGCCUACAGUGACCCAAAAGGACUGAUACAGUCAGUUCGGGAUGAAUAAAAUAAGUAGAAAAAGCUCAGUGGCAGUUUACCAAGGCAGGGUGAAAAAGGAAUUGUGCAAGUUCUUUAUUUUUUAAAAAGUAUACCAUUAUUUUUAGUCCUGCAGGACUUCUCUUUGUAAUGUUUCGGACAGCUGCUGUAACAGCACAGAAUCUUUGAAACAGCUAACAGUGCAGAAAGACACCUAGAGCACAGAAUUUGGAACCAUUUGCAUUGUGUGUGUUUCGAUACUGGGUUGCAGUAGCAGCAGCAACAAAAAACAACAGGAGCAGCAUACAAAAAAAUAUUAAUUGUGGGUUGUCGUUUUUCUGUCUUUUAAUACUGAGACAUGUUAGAGAGUGAAACUGAGAACUGUGCAGCCACGCAAGACCAUGGAGAAGUCAAGUAGCGAGGACUCGUCGAUUCGUCGUAGCCCGUCUGUGGAUAGCCGGGACAGUGACUUUGCUAGAGCUUCCACCUCGGGCAGGGAGUUCGGAGGCCGUGGCUUUACAGCUGGUGCUUUUUACGGCUCAACCGGCUCCCGCGCGCAAAGUCACACUGGUGCCGCCACCGCAGGGGCAAAGAGAAAUAAAUACAGUGCGCCCAAAGGCAGCAAGUACGUGGUCUUUUACCUGGAUCUAUCCUUUGUGUUCCUUUUAGAAUUCAAGAAGUGCAACAUGGCAAGGGGCUGUCUCUGCUGUUUGAAGUACAUGAUGUUCCUCUUCAACCUAAUUUUCUGGUUGUGUGGCUGUGGACUCCUAGGGGUAGGAAUAUGGCUGUCGGUGUCACAGGGCAGCUUUGCCACCUUUUCACCCACUUUCCCAUCUCUCUCUGCCGCCAACUUGGUGAUUGCCAUCGGCUCCAUCGUCAUGGUGACCGGCUUCCUCGGAUGCCUGGGUGCCAUCAAGGAAAACAAGUGCCUCCUUUUGAGUUUUUUCAUUGUCUUGCUGAUUAUUCUACUGGCAGAGCUGAUAUUACUCAUUCUGUUCUUUGUUUAUAUGGACAAGGUAGGUGAGAACGCUAAGAAGGACUUAAAAGAGGGACUUGCACUCUAUAACACAGAGAACAAUGUUGGGCUCAAAAACGCAUGGAACAUUAUUCAGGCAGAGUGGAAAUGCUGCGGGGUGACUGGCUAUGCUGACUGGUACGAGGCGCUGAAGGAGACAGCGGUUCCAGACCGCUGCUGUCAGGAGCAUUACCAGGACUGCGGGCGCAAUUCCACCAACCUGUUCUGGCAAAGGGGUUGUUAUGAAAAAGUUGAAGAGUGGCUGGAUGACAGCAAACAUGUCCUCGGCACCAUUGGGAUGUGCAUCUUGGUAAUACAGAUUCUGGGCAUGGCCUUUUCCAUGACUCUCUUCCAACAGAUACACAGAACUGGUAAAAAGUAUGACGCCUAGCACCGCUCCACGCACACACACCCAAGAAGCAUCCACCCUUAUCUGCCAUAAACUCUUGAGAAGAACCAAGUUUAACACCCCACCCCCCAAGACCCACCUCUGCACCACAGCCAGUCCUAACCAGGCACCAAACAACCCCCAGACUGCACAGAUGUUGACUUGAUUUCUCUUGUUUUAUUUGCAUUUGCUGUUUAUUUGCCAAAGAAUGGAAAUGAGAUGGGAAAACACAGAGAAAGAGCAUUGGCUUGAGAAGCGAGCGUGGCACCGCGUGGCUGCCAUUCUCUUUGUUGCUCUCUUGUCUCACUAACAAUUUCCAGGAAAUACAAAACAAAACAGAAAACUGUACUUGCAUUGCUUUGCUAAUACAUUUCAAACUGUAUCUGCAUUGCUUUACUAAUACAUUUCUGAACUGCAGUAGAAAGGGAAAUCCAGCCUGUAAAAAAAAAAAAAAAAAAACUGUAAGGCUCCUGAAGUUUCUGGACUAUUUUGUUAGAAGACUGUUGGAGCCCCCCCCCCCAAUAAACAUCCAGAGAGUAAUAAUGGGCCACUUGGUGUGUGUUUACCUACAGUUUUAUUUUCUGCUUGAUGGGUAACUUUGUAUUUUACAGAGGUAGAUUUUUUUGGAUAUAAUCCUCAGUAUUUUCUUUCUUUUUUUUAAGCAGUUCUGCUUCUUUCAACUAUAAAAUAUACCAAUGUGUGUAUUUGUUUUGUUUGUUUUUAACAUUGCAAGUCACAGGACUGAUUAUAGCGGUGAGUACAGAAAGGAAGAGCAGCAGGUCAGCUGGUACCCCACAUGUCUGGUUUUUAGGAGCAUGUCUCAACCUGGCUCUGCAAUGAGAAGAUCUCACUUUUGAGAGAGUUCAUUCUGCAUAAUAUUGAGCAAACCUUUACAAUGGAUUGUGAAAGAUUAGCAUUCGUCUGUGUAACAUUUCUCUGGAUGUAUGUUUGUAUGAUUCCUCUUCAUUAGGUCUUUUUCAUUAACGGGAGAAACCAUAAUUUCUAAUCCUCUCUCCUUGCCACACUGCAAUGCAAGCACAGUGUUUUAAUCUACAUUAUAGAGCUAUGACCUCCUCUAAACACUAACCCAUUUUGAGUUAGCUGUCAAAGAUGAAGUACAUUUUAUAUCACCCUUGUGACUAUAUAUGACAUUAUAUAGGUCCCAUCCAUGUAUAUGUAUUGAAUUUCAGUAAUUAUCCGACCAUCAAGUUUUUAUCUGAUACAAAAUAUAAAGGACAAAAAAAAGGCAGAAUGAAGAAAUUGUGACCACACUCCCCCUCCUGGGUUGAUAAACCUUGGCAUUGCAAUGCCUUCCGUGUGGAUUUGGCAGUCAAGCCACAUUAAAAGCCAUUGGGUAGAGAAAAGAAGAGCUGAAAUCCAGCAGGUCCAGCAAGAUUGCCAGUGAGGGUUGUAAAGCCAAGCUGUAUUUUGCACACUUUGGCUUUUCAAAGUUUCAUUGGUCUUCUUUAAGUCUUUUUUUAUUUUUUUAUUUGCGGGCCUUUCUGUAAAACAAAUACCACAACACUUGUGCACAUUUCCACAGACAUUCCUGCUAGAAAUCUUGAACAUAUACCUCUAGUUUGAAUGCUGCUUUUAUUUCUAGACCCCCUUCUGGUUCAGUCACAGAAGGGAGGUUGUUUUCUUACUUUUUGCUGCUUCGAGAGGAAAGGAACAAAACAAAGAGAAACACCACACAAAAUGCAACAAGUAGUCCUGCUUCUGUAUCCCCUAACCGUUUGGAAGCAUCUUAAGACAGUUUGGCAUGAAUUUCUAAUUGCAGAAAUGUUUAGAAUACUCUUGGUGUAUCACCUGUGCAGUACCCAAAGCAGAACCUAAAGCAGACCACAAUGUUACCAGCAGCACAGUGGAUACCAGUGGAAUAACAACAUUAGAGUAUGGUACUGUAAUUGACUACCAGCUUGUUAUGGUUAAUGCCAUUUUGAUACUACUGUGGUACCAUUCUAUCAAUGGUCCAUACUAUUGGUACCAUUUCUGCUUGCAUUGCCACUCAAAAUCAGACCACAGCUUCAUUCUCAGGCAGUUCAGAAAAUGUACUGCCUGUUCACCCAGUAUCUACUUUUCUUGCAUUUUGUGUAUGCGGUCAGAAGUUGUGGUUGAAAAUUGGUUGGUUGUUUACUUUCAGAAUUAGGGAAUUGGGACCAGAAGUGUCUUUAGUUCAAGGGGUCAUCCAUAGAAAGCAAAGUUUAAAGAAAAAACAAGAACUCUGGAUGAUGAAAAGACAAACUCUGACACUAAGCAUGUUUUGCUGCUACAUGGAAAGUAAAUGGAAAGUCUGUAAAACAAAGAUACUGUAUUGAAAGCUUGUGGCAGAUGUUUUACACCCUUGAGGCUAAUCUUGCUGGGAUCCAUAAUGUCCAUGGAUACAAAAAAUAAAAAUCAGUAUUAAUUCAUACAUGUCCCUUCUUUAAAAACACUGUGAUACUUUGUGGCAGUAGAGACAGAACUCUUCUGUGGUUUGCCUUUUGCCCAACUGUGGCAUACAAGCUGGCACCUGCCUAUGACCUCUGUGUCGAUUUAAAUGUAGUUUUAUCUUCAACAACCAAAAGAUUGAGUUCUCAACUGCAUCACCAUUUGGUGCAAAACAGAUCUCCCAGUUUGAGCAGACACUUUGAAAUCGAGUGGCAGCUGCAGAUUGCAAGCAACAGUGAAAGUCAAAGCUAACCAGUCCUGAUGUUCAGGUAGACUUUAUAAUCAUCUCAUUAUGAAGUGUGCUGCUUCAUGCACAGAUUCUAAAUGGCAUAUUCAGUUUUCGACUUGCAAAAGAGGUAGCAUUCUUCACUUAAGCAACAUAUUCUAUUGUACAUUCUUUGGCUUUUGGUAAUCAUUGCAAGAUUUUAUAGCAUGCAGGGUUUUUAAAGGAAAAGAAAAACAUAACAGAGUAUUAUAGUAUUUUACAAGUGCUAACUGUUUUGCAAAUAGCAUUUGAACAGAAUAUUUAGCAAUACAAAUAUUGUGUGUAAUAUAUAUAUAUAUAUAUAUAUAUAUAUUACACACACAUGACUAUGACCUAAUUUAGAUAAGGUAAGUCUUUUAUGUGUACUUUGCACAGACUUUCUUUAUUAUUUUUUUUGUAAACCUGAGUUUGGAUGCACUAAACUGGUACAUUAUUUAUAAAUCCAAGGUUUGAAAUGAAUAUGCCAGGAGUAACUGAAGAAGGCAUAUUAGCUAAGUGUUCCAAAUGAUGUCAAGCAGCCUUAAUCUUCUACUAAAAAUAUCAAGCUUUAAGUAAACAGCUCCUUCCAUGCAUACCAAUUUUGAACCUUGGAUGUUUUACCAGAUAUUUUAGUUAUGGGUGGAUACUUGUAAUAAUGAAUCUAUUGUAAACUAUAUGUUUUAGGUUUCCAAAUACCCACUGUGCUCCAUAGGAUUAUGUUAGUGGUCGGUUCGGAGUGCAUUUUAUUUACAUUGUGCUUCAGUCUAGCACAGCUAUUACAGGAUCAGAUCUGAUUCUAGCCAUCAUUUCAAACAGGUGCUGUUAAUCCUUAUAUAUUUUUACCAAAUUGUUCCUUCUUUAUUGUUAAACCAAAAAUAAGUGUGUACAUGCAUUUGUAUAUGCUCUGAAAAAUCUAUAUUUGUAAUAGACUGAUUUCAUCUUUUUCCAUAUACAAUACUAUAGUAUAGUAUAGUAUACUAAACCAGGGCAAUAUUAAACAACUUGAUUGGAUACAUAUUUCCACACUGAUGAAAGUUUGUAGUGUAUUCGCCUUUUUCAAAACUCUUACAAACCUUAGAGAUGUUUACAGGUAUGACUGGAAAGAAAGGGAAUAUGCUUUUAAAAUAACUUCAUCCAGAUAUAGAUGGAUUUUCUCAUACAGGCUUUAAAAUAAAUAAAUGAUAUUAUCACCAAAGACAAAUAUAUAAGAAAGAGAUUUACUGAUAUAUGCUUUUUAUUAUUAUUAUUGAACCAGCAACAAAAUGUGUUCAGGCUGAUCUUUUUUCAAAUAUAAUUGAAAUCUUGCAUAUUGUGUUAUCUUGCAUAUUGUUUUGUAGAUGAAAUGCACUCUGAACUUCUCUGUAAUAGGUGGUGCAAUAAAUAUUUUUAAAGAAAAGUGUAGUCAUAAAAAACCCAAUAUACAUUCAUGCCUUUUGAGUAAAGAUUUUGUUUUUGUUUUUUUUAGAAAAUGAAUGCUUUUUGUUACUGUUGUCGACUUCAUUUUAAAUAAAACUAUAUAUUGAAUUGUAUUUAAUCAUGCUUAACCAGCAAUGACAUUUCAAUUUGUGACUGUGCAACUUGGAGCUUGGACUCUCUGACAUAGGACUGCAGAUAACAUGGUUACUGUAUUAAAAAAAAAAAAAAAAAACACCAGCGAAUGGCAGCCCGACAUGCUGAUCAAGUGUUAAUUUAAGAGUGCAACCACAGAGGAUUACAUUCUUCUUACAGUGUGAAAAAUAAGAGAGAGAGAGCUUUCUACUGAAAUUAGGAAAGAAAUUAUAUCACGUCAUUAAGUUUGCUUAGUAUUUUUACCAUUAGAAAUACACGCAGGAAUAUUUUUGUACCAACUGAUACAUGGCUUAGAUAAACUUGGAACUGUGUUGUGUGUUAGAUAAUAGAGUUUAAUGUGCCAUUCCAUCCAGGUUUUGUUCACACCAGUGUUCCUUCUAUGCAAAAUACCUACUUUAGCCUUUGUACAGAUUAUUUUGUAUUAGUAUUAUGUACUGAAAUAAAGUGACUAGAAACAA